Molecule: messenger RNA, 1074 nt
Organism: Beta vulgaris subsp. vulgaris (sugar beet)
Lineage: Eukaryota; Viridiplantae; Streptophyta; Magnoliopsida; Caryophyllales; Amaranthaceae
Exons: 7
Coding region: 411-956 (181 amino acids)
Source: RefSeq, a predicted model, not a curated record
UCCAUAAAUUUAGAGGUAAUGGUUUAGUUAAUAAUGUCACUGUCAAAUUGUCAAUACUUACUCGGACGUUCCAAGCUUCCAUUCAUCCCCUUCAUUUCCCUUUUGAAAUCCACCAUGAACAUUAAAGUGUUCUUCAACUUUACAAUUAAUGGCUUUCGAAUAUUCCUUGCUUCUAAUCCACUCUUAUUAUUGCUAUUGGAGAAUACGAAACAAUCAAUGGAGUUCAAAGGUCGGAUUUCGGCGGGCAACAUCAUAACGAGGAUUUUUGCAAUUACUUAACUUUGCAAGCUGCGUUGCUGUUAAAUUGAUCCUUAUGAACCAAUUUGUUAGUGAAUAUGAAAACGAGGUUCAACAAAGUGCUGGGCAGUAUAACACACUAUUGGCUUGUGGGGUGUAUGUUAGGAAAAUGAAUGGUGCGAUUUGUAGGCAAAUUAGAACAAUCAUUGCCCUGGUUAAUAAUCAGGUUUGUCUGUGAUAAUUUUGCCAAGAGGAAGAUGAAGUGGUUUAAUAAUUGUGGACUAUCAAUAAAUCGGGCAUUGUCGACUUCAAAUGCAAUCCGGACAACUAUAGCGAGCUACAAACGAAAAAGAAAAGGAAAGCACUACAUAAUGGUUGGGAGAUUAAUUGAUAUCGAUGUUGAUAGUUUUACAUGUGUUUCUGGAUAUAUGACUAUAUUCGACUCUACCGGUACAAUGCGUGUCAAGCUCUUUACAAAACAGAUUGAGUUUAUACUCCAUUCAACUAAAGCAAAAUUGAAGCACAUGUUUGAUGCGGUGCAUGAUAGAGUUUUGCUACGAUCCGAACUUCUUACACGUGUGCGCAAUGCAUAUAUUUUCGUAUUUCAUCCUCUUCAUCUAUCGGCUUAUAUAGUAGACUAUGUAAUUUAUGUCGACUGGGCAGAAGAAUGUGCAUAUUUAUUUAAAAUGAGGAGCACAUUGAAUGUCCGGCAGCAAUAAAGCAUAAUGAAUCACAUCACUUUUUUAAAAUAUUAGAAUAAAAGACUCCGACGUUUUACCUUAGUAUUGUUUGUCAAUCUCUUUAGUUUAUAAACACCAUGAAGCUCUUACAUUAGUA